This is a messenger RNA of Argentina anserina (silverweed cinquefoil), 642 nucleotides long. Its product is annotated as probable threonine--tRNA ligase, cytoplasmic. Gene Ontology annotation, cellular component: mitochondrion; chloroplast. Gene Ontology annotation, molecular function: nucleotide binding; threonine-tRNA ligase activity. Gene Ontology annotation, biological process: threonyl-tRNA aminoacylation. The record is from RefSeq and is a predicted model, not a curated record. Lineage: Eukaryota; Viridiplantae; Streptophyta; Magnoliopsida; Rosales; Rosaceae.
AUGAGCAACAAAUUUCUACAUAAAAUUGCAAAAUUGAUGAACCCAAUUGAAAAACUGAUGAACCCAGAUGGGAUCAAGAGCACAGGAACUGAAAGAAGAGAUCUUGAGAGAAGGAAAGAGAAUGUAGGGCGAAUAGAACGCUCUCAAGCUAGAGAGAGCAGGAGAGCGGACAUGGAUGCCCCCAAAGCAACUAAAGAGGAGAACAUGAAGUCCAUUAUCCGCAAAAGAAUCGAACUUUUCGAGUCCAUCAAGGCCAAACAAAAGGCCCACAUUCAGUCUCUCCCUGAGGAAUUCAUCAAGAUUACACUGGAUGGGCAGGUGAAGGAGGGGAAGAAGUGGAUAACUUCCCCUUUGAAGAUUGCUGAGGAGGUUUCAAAGACUUCGGCAUCAAAUGCUUUGGUUGCUGAGGUCAAUGGGGCUCUAUGGGACAUGACAAGGCCUUUGGAGUGUGACUGUGAGCUUAAGAUAUUCACAUUUGAAGACGGCCGUGACACUUUCUGGCACUCUAGUGCGCAUAUUCUUGGACAGGCAAUUGAGGCUGAGUUUGCAUGCAAGCUCUGUAUUGGUCCCUGCACAACAAAACAAGAGGAGUUCUACUAUGAUGCAUACUUCGGCGGUUUGGGAUUGAAUAAUAAGCACUAA